Messenger RNA from Suillus subaureus, 216 nucleotides. RefSeq lists its product as uncharacterized. The transcript has a single exon. Lineage: Eukaryota; Fungi; Basidiomycota; Agaricomycetes; Boletales; Suillaceae. The coding region runs from base 1 to 216 and encodes 71 amino acids. The record is from RefSeq and is a predicted model, not a curated record.
AUGAGUUUGGUGAAGAUCCCUUUCAUCAUGGCUUCGGCCAUCGGCAUACAUUGUUCGUUCACUUCUCCUUCUCAGCCACCAUCAAAAGAAGAGAAAGUAGUACCUUCCACCUCCUUGGAAUUCUUCAUCAGACGGGUCCUCGAACUCCAUGGUUUAGAUUUCUUAAAGGUGUGUUACUCCUAUACACCUGUGGGCGUCUGGUUUAUUGCUGGAUAA